AUGAUAUCAAUUGAAUUUUAUUAUUUACCAUUUGAAGCAACAACCACGACAUCUAUUUUUUUUCAUCUCUGGAAAUGUGCUGUAUAUCAGGAUAUGUAUAUUCAAACAUGGCAUCCAACACGUCAAGCUUCGCCACCUGUUCAAAGUUGUUUAGCAACUCCAGGAAACUUCGAAUUAGUUAAAAACAAAUAUGUUCGAUUUACAAUUCGUUCGGCUGGUUCAGUAAUUGAUGAAUUAACACUGAUUCUCUUUGACGAAACAUCAAAUAAUGCAAUAUGUACUAUUUCAGAUCAAGGACAAGGUGUUGGUUGGAUCGAUUGUGAAGAGAAUGGUAAAAAACAAUUGACUACUACUAUAAUAAAUGUAUUUGCUUGUAUAGGAAUAAAGCCCUCGUUGAUAAAAACAGCAACACAUGAAACAUUAACUGUCUAUUAUGUUAAAGUAAAUUUUACAACGAUUGUAACACGUGAUAUUGGAUUCACAGUUGGUCGAUUCAAUAUUAAUACUUAUCAAAAUGCCGAACAGAUUGCUCAAUCAGCUGGUAUUUGCAAUUUAUCGUCAUCCUGUGACGAAAUUUGA
Rotaria sp. Silwood2 is the source of this 579-nucleotide messenger RNA. Lineage: Eukaryota; Metazoa; Rotifera; Eurotatoria; Philodinida; Philodinidae. The record is from the annotation of a GenBank genome assembly.